This is a messenger RNA of Corticium candelabrum, 1517 nucleotides long. RefSeq lists its product as uncharacterized. The transcript is spliced from 10 exons. Bases 199 to 1326 code for a protein of 375 amino acids. NCBI's taxonomy places the organism in Eukaryota, Metazoa, Porifera, Homoscleromorpha, Homosclerophorida, Plakinidae. The record is from RefSeq and is a predicted model, not a curated record.
ACAGCGUUGUCAGCCUAUUGUCUGCCCACUGUUACAGAACCUUCCGAUUGAUGUUGAUCUAGCUAUCUCUCGGUACCAAACUAGGAAGCAUCGACGACGCCGGAUCGAACCUCCUUUCCUUUCUCAAUUUGCGCUUUCGCCUAUUUCGUAUAAAUCAAAACUCCAGCAGGAGUCAGACAACGGAGUAGAACGCUUCCAAUGAACAAGAUAACUGUUGUAUUAUCUCUCGCUCUCAGCUUAUAUAACGUCACUAGAUUUUCAUCUGCCAAACAUCCACCGGUAUGUCUAAAAGAGAGCAAUGAGACCUCCCAAGUACCCUUGAUGGUAGGAUCGGAAAAUCUUGUGGUAUACCUACUAGAGGGACAAGCCGUUGUACUUCAACCAAAUUCUAAUGACAAUACACGAAUAAUGAUAACAAUGCCCAACUUUCCAAAUGCAACAAAUACAACGAAUGAAUUGAAAAUAGAAAAAUUAAACGCUUCAUUCCACAGUCUAGUAGUGUACUACACUGUCAACAACAAUGAGAACAAUGUCUCUAAAUCAGAAAACGUUACCCUUUAUCUGGGAGCUGAACCAAGUAUUUCAAGCAAUCUCACAAAAGAAAGAAAAGAAAAUUCUACAGUACAUAUCUGUGUUGACGUGAUGGGAAUCCCAAAGCCCGAUUUUGAAGUUUUCAUGAAUGAGCAAAGGCUGCCAAAGGAAGACUAUGAAACGUACAACAUGGAGGACACAGAGUGUCUCACCUUUGAUGAGAGGAAAAGGAACGAUAAAGGAGAAAUCAUUAUAUGUGCACAUAAUUGCUUUGGAGAGAAAAAUAUAACUUUCUCUUUGGCAGAUUUAGAAAAUGUAGACACAAAGUCAAGCAGGAUGUCAGCUUCAAGAGUGUUGCCUAAUACAGAGAGUCCCCAAGGAACCAAAGAUGACUCUGUACCUGGAUACUUGGCUUUGCUGUACGCACUAAUUGCAAUUUUCAGUGUCUCUGUUGUUGUUCUUCUCACCAUCUUUCUGUAUCGUUACCUCAAACACAAUCGAUCAUCAAAAGACGCCAUUGAAACGGCUGAAGAACUCGAUUUGCCACCUGAGCCUUGUUACGCUCAACCAAUAAUCCCUUCAUCUGAUGCCACUACUAAUGCCGGUGAAGAAGCAGAGUCAACGUUCAAUUCAGACGAUACACCCACACCAUACUCUGUAAAGCAGACUGUCCACUAUGCUGAGUUGGAUCCUGACGCUCUGCAAACGUCCCCAGAGGCUCAAACACACAGCAGUACAGUCACUUACACGACCAUUAACAAAGACCAGCCGAGGCACCGUGUCUAUGCAAACUGAAAUAAUAGUAUACAGUAGUUGCAGUAGUUUGCAUUCAAAACUAGUAAGCUUAUUGUAAUUCAUUGUGACUCUGAUUAGGAAAAGUGACUCUCUGUCUCAUCCUUCUGCAUGGUCCAUAGGAUAACUGAUAAUAAUUUUGUAAGCAUAUUUGCAACUCGUGUGAUAGAUAAUAAACAUUAGAGUUAAAAUUA